GGAUGUUUUAACAUUAGUUCCGCGGAUGCUUUCUCCGUGGCACGUGGCAAUCAACGUUUACUAUCUACCUCGUACAACGACAGAUGCUUGCUGAUACUUGUCGCGUCUCGAGCACAGGUUCAUCUUUCUUCAGACCUACUCCGACGCUUCUAUACUUUGCUAUGCCAGCUGCCAGACAUAGAAUUCAUGAGUGGCUCCUAUUCACCACGUAUAACUGACGCCCCACACGGGAAGAGACAUUCUCACUUCUAAUCCAGCCCCCGCCACAAUGCAACGACGACCUCUUCUCACAAUGGCUUCGUCCAUCUACCAUCUAUCUUAUCAAAGCCGUCGUCCUGCUUGUACUCUGCCACCCAUACCCGAGUCGCGAUCCGUCUUCUCUGUCCAUUACCAAACCGCGUUCCCGGAACCUUUUAACGCAUACGAAAUCGAAUACGUCGAUGACGACGAAUCUUCACUGGGCUCCCUAGAAUCCUGCUGCUGCUCCGAAUGUCAGCGGAUCACUGACGUAGACGCCGAGAUCCUAUUCUCAUCAGGCCCAGCAACUCCUCUCCGGGCUCCAACUCCAGACGAAUGUGAUAAUCCUUCCGAAUCUUCCGAUAGCCACACCUCAAUGAGCCCUAUCAUCCCGACUUCAGAAACACGGAAGAAGAAAACACCUCUAUCUUUUCUGCGGUCGUUCCGUGUUUUGUCUCCCGGGAUCCCUUCGCGAGAUCCUGAAGCAGGUUCCGAGGGUCAGCCAGCCGAAGCCGAAGGUACCGUCAACAAGGGAAAAGGCAUUUUUCGGAGCCUCAAGUCUAGGUUACUGAAUCCUCGGGAGAUGGCGAGUCUGAACAAUGCUGCUGAUGAUGAUAGCAAGUCAGAGAGCUCCAAGUCCGAGAAUAGGAGUCCACGCGCAGGCAUCCUCCCUAGGCUGCAUUCUUUUUGAUUAUGACUCAAAGCGGUGUCGGUAUGUCGUUUUCAUCUAGCUAUUCAUCAAUUGCGUUGAUUAAGUUGUUUCAUUCAUUCAAAUGGGCUGUAGCCUUUAGCUUAGAACGUGCUUCUUAUGAUCCUUGAGAUAUAAAUUCCCACUUGUAAAGAAAAUUUUGCGGAUGUAUGUAGCGUGGAAUCCGUAUGGAUCGGUCAGUCUACGUACUUGUCGGAAUCUGGGCUUUCUUGACAUAUAUCACCUGUCCGACCGUUUUACCUGAAUUGAAGUCUUUCUACUGCUCA
Messenger RNA from Desarmillaria tabescens, 1212 nucleotides. RefSeq lists its product as uncharacterized. NCBI's taxonomy places the organism in Eukaryota, Fungi, Basidiomycota, Agaricomycetes, Agaricales, Physalacriaceae. The record is from RefSeq and is a predicted model, not a curated record. The transcript has a single exon. Bases 269 to 928 code for a protein of 219 amino acids.